CGACAGUCGUAUUGUUUGUAAAUGUAUCUAUUGAAAUAUUUGUACGCUAGUUCUGUUAUGAUAUUUUUCGUGUAAAAAUGUUUUUUUUAACUAUUACAUUUUUUUAUUUAUUAUCAUUUUGCUUUCUUGUGAGUGACGGGAAAUAUAGCCGGCCGAAUAUAGUUCUAAUUGUUGCUGAUGACUUGGGUUGGGAUGAUGUCAGUUUCCAUGGGUCUAACCAGUCUUUAACUCCUAAUAUUGACAUGAUGGCACUGACCGGUGUAGCGUUGGAACGCUACUACAGCCACUGUGUAUGCACACCGUCGCGAACAGCCAUGCUUAGUGGAAAAUAUGCUCACGUUGUAGGAAUGCAAGGAUAUCCCUUGACAAAUGGAGAAGACAGAGGACUACCGCUGAUACAUAAAUUAUUACCACAAUAUUUCAAAGAUUUAGGUUAUAUCACACGACUGGUUGGGAAAUGGCAUCUUGGGCAUUCGAAGAAGAAAUAUUUACCAACAUAUCGCGGAUUUGACAGCCAUUUUGGACAUAGAGGCGGUUUUAUUGAUUACUAUGAAUAUAUAUUGCAGGAGACUUGGACUAUAGGAGAUGUCGCUGGCUUUGAUUUAUAUAGAGAUAUGACCCCAGCCUGGGACGCCAAAGGUUAUAUCACCGACCUUUACAAUGCGGAAGCCAAAUCAAUAAUAAGCAAUCAUGAUAAAGACAAGCCGCUAUUUCUAAUGGUAGCACACAACGCACCCCACUCCGGUAACUUGGGAGCGCAGUUACAGGCUCCGCCGGAAAUCGUGCGAGACAUGCGAUUUCUUGCCUCUCCACAAAGAAGGAUAUAUGCUGGUAUGGUUAAGAAAUUAGACGAUAGUGUCGGCGAUAUAGUAAAGGCACUGCAUACAAAAGGAAUCUUAGAUAACACGAUAAUCGUAUUUAUAUCAGACAAUGGUGGUGCAACGACAGGUGCUUCAGUCAAUUAUGCAUCCAAUUAUCCACUAAGAGGUAUUAAGUUCACUCCAUUUGAAGGAGGUGUUAGAGUUAAUGGAUUGAUAUGGAGCAAGAACUUGACUAAAACUAAUAAUAUAUGGAAAGGAUAUAUGCAUGUAUCCGAUUGGAUGCCUACAUUAUUAAAAGCAGCUGGUGCAACUCCACCAGAAGAUAUUGAUGGCAUUGAUCUAUGGGAUAGUAUCACCUCUAAUAAGUCCUCCAAACGCAAUGUCAUAUUCGAAAUCGACGACUACAGUGGAUUUGCUGCUAUUAUUGAGGAUGAGUUUAAAUUAGUUACGGGAACAGUUGUGACUGAAUAUUGUAAUCACCAAGGAGGAGAACUAAGAGGACUCACUUGUGAUCCUCCCACAUAUAGAAAAGCUCUUACUGAGAGUGCUGUAUAUUCCGUCAUAACAGAAAUGGGUAUUCCCUUUAAAUUAAACGAUAUAAACUUAAGGGAGUACAUGAAAAUAGACUGUCCAGUGAAUGAUAAUAGUGAAAUUUGUUAUCCCGAUAAAGAUAAACGGUGCCUGUUUAACAUAAAACAGGAUCCUUGUGAAACACUGGAUUUAUCAGGUACUUAUCCCGAUGUUGUUGAUAGAUUAUACUCCCGUUUACAAGACGAGAUUAAAAGGACAAUUCCGAGGAAAGUGCCGCUCGUAAGAGACUUGAAAGCUGCGCCAAGCUUGCAUAAUUACACAUGGACAAUAUGGGCUGACGAGAUCGCAUCUGAGUAAAGUUUAGUUAGCAGCUUAGAGAAGUGUUUAGUAACGCUAUGGUACAUUUUUAUGACAGUAUGCUGUAAAUUAUUAUUUACUUUUUUAAUGUACAUUGCAACUCUUUAAUUUAGACAGGCAUUAUAGAUGAGCAUAAGACAUUAUAGUAUAAUUGUAAAAAUAGACUAAUAAGUAAGAGGUUUUUUUUCAUUUAAAUUAAUAAAUAUUAUGUAUAUUGUAAAUAGUAAGAAUUAAGUGAAGAUAAACUUUCCAUGUUGAAUAUCAUAUAUUUAGAUAACGUGGGUCUGCAAAACGUUAAGGCACUUAUAAACUUACUACGAUAAACCAUUUUUCACUAAGCAUUUACUUUUAAGCUCAACAACUAAAAAAAUAUCAAUAUUUUUAAUAGGUUAUUGAAUUUAUAUAGAUUUGAACUGAUUUAUUUAAAUAAAUAAAACUCGUAAUCUAUUGCUUGAAGAGUCAUCUUAUAACGAAUUCAAAACGAUGUCAAGGUUUUAAGAGCUGAUAGUUUGCUUUCAUCUGAGAUUUCUUAACUUACUAGAUUUAAAUAUAAUACGAAAUAAUUAAAUAAAUAAAGCUCUUCAAAUCGGAGACUGAAAAAAAUACUUAUUUUGUUUAUUUACCGCAUUACUUGUACCAGGCGUGGUUUUCGUCUUGAAUUUCCGAAGUCACAAUUAAUAUAUGUGUUAGGAAAAUCAAACAAUUCAACAAUGUCCAAAAUUAAUCUUCAAGGAAUUGAUGACGGAUCUUUAAACAUUUUAUAACAUUUAUUCGUAUAUUUUUCUAUGAAAAAGUACAGUUGACAAGCGUAUAAUAAUCUAAUAAAAGUAAGAAAGAUAUAGAGAUCUGGGUGAAACUAUUUAUUUUCUUUAUACAAUGUACACAUCAACUAUAAAAUCGAGUCCUGGAAAUAUAAUUAUCCCCAUGCAGCGUUCAUUAAAUUGUAAAUGGUAUAAGAAUGACGACUCAUCUGAAAAUAAAGUUUCAUUACCCACAAAAAUAGGUAGUCAAACUAUUUACAUGAAGGACCUUACCUCGGCAAACGUGUCAAGACAAAUGGGGUAAAAUAUUGUACGGAUAACGAGCGGCAUUGUAGUCCUGGUCAACAUGAAUAAUAUCG
This is a messenger RNA of Pieris brassicae (large cabbage white), 2829 nucleotides long. RefSeq names its product arylsulfatase B-like. Bases 78 to 1709 code for a protein of 543 amino acids. Lineage: Eukaryota; Metazoa; Arthropoda; Insecta; Lepidoptera; Pieridae. The transcript has 7 exons. The record is from RefSeq and is a predicted model, not a curated record.